AUGAGCAAGGAAGGCCAGCCAGUUGGUUGGCCUGAGAAGGAGUUUCCUGAGCGCCCCGGGUUGGCCAAGUGGAGGAAGGUCGUCACGGAAUCCUCUCAUUCGGCAGCAUUUGGUGGGACGCAGGUGCAAGGGCGUCAGGGAAACAACGACAGCUGCUGGCUGCAGGGAGGUCCCGAUACCGCCCGCCCCCUCCCACCUUCUGAAAGCUGCCCUUUCAAUAGCAUAACCACAUAUGAUAUCAAGACUUUUAUUGGGAUUGGGUUUCAGGAGGUGGUCAGGGUGGAGCCAAGGACCACCAAGAAACCUUUUGCAAUAAAAGUGAUGGAAACCAGAAUGAGAGAAGGCAGAGAGGUGUGUGAGUCUGAGCUGCCCGUCGUAUGGGGGGUUGGCCACUGUUCCAUCAUCCAGCUCCUGGAGAUCUUUGGGGCCAGAGAUUGAGUUUAUGUGGUGAUGGGGUUGGCUCCAGAAAGGGUAUUCUUUGAUCGACUCAUCUCUCAGGGAUCCUUUACAUAGCAGGACGCUGUCAGAAUCCCCCACGUGGUUGCUGAUGGCAUGAGGUAUGUGCAUGCAUUGAGAAUAACUAACAGAGACCUAAAGCCUGAAAAGCUCUUACACGAUCACUCAGGAGUAGACUCACACAUUUUAAUCACAGACCUUGAUUUGGCACACUCUAGGAACAAAAGGGGUGACUGGACAGUGAGGAUGCUCGGUGGGACCCCAGAGUACAUAGCUUCCAAAGUUUUGCUGAGAAAAUCUUAUAUCAGCUCAGUUGACACAUGGAUUUUUGGCCUAAUCGAGUAUGUGUUACUUGGCAGAUCCCUGUCUUUUGACGAUGAAAACCAUGUGAGGCUUUAUAGGAAGAUUCCGAAAGGCAGAGACAGUUAUACAGGAAAGAUGAUCUGUGAAUGGGUGUAA
This is a messenger RNA of Cervus elaphus (red deer), 915 nucleotides long. RefSeq names its product protein serine kinase H2 (gene PSKH2). Gene Ontology annotation, molecular function: ATP binding; protein kinase activity. The record is from RefSeq and is a predicted model, not a curated record. Gene Ontology annotation, biological process: protein phosphorylation. NCBI's taxonomy places the organism in Eukaryota, Metazoa, Chordata, Mammalia, Artiodactyla, Cervidae.